UAAAUUGACCAAAAAAGAUUUCUUUAUCCCUUUCUUCCCUCCGUCAUCACGCGGAAAAUCCGAGUAAAAUUGGGCGACAGAUGAGAAACAAGCUCGUGGGGGCACCGAUUGAGAGGCCGCAUCGCCAGAUUUGGACCGGGUCGGGUCAUGUUUGAGACCAACUUAAUCGGCUUCGGGCUCGCCGUCGGCUCCAGCGUCUUUAUUGGCUCGAGCUUCAUCAUCAAGAAGAAGGGCUUGCAGAGGGCCGGAGCCUCCGGCGCUCGCGCUGGUUCGGGAGGAUAUGGAUACUUGCAAGAACCACUCUGGUGGAUUGGCAUGUUCACUAUGGUUAUUGGAGAAUUUGCCAAUUUUGUAGCUUACAUGUAUGCUCCUGCAGUCCUCGUCACCCCACUUGGAGCAUUGAGUAUAAUAGUAAGUGCUAUUUUAGCUCAUUUCUUACUCAAAGAGAAACUAGGGAAGUUAGGAAUAUUGGGAUGUGUUUUGUGUAUGGUGGGUUCCACUAUUAUAGUGCUCCAUGCACCGGGUGAACAUGACAUUAGCUCGGUAGAUCAAAUCUGGGAACUAGCAACACAGCCAACUUUUCUUCUGUACAUAGCUUCAGCAGUGGCAGUGGUGUUGGUACUUGUCUUGUAUUGUGAACCACGCUAUGGGCAAACAAAUAUAAUGGUGUACAUUGGUGUUUGCUCUAUCAUUGGAUCUGUAACCGUUAUGAGCAUCAAAGCUGUAGGUAUAGCGAUAAAACUCACGCUGGAGGGCUAUAGUCAGAUCGCCCACUUGCAGUCAUGGAUAUUUGCCACGGUUUCAGCUUCUUGUAUAAUCACUCAGUUAAUCUAUUUAAACAAGGCUUUGGACACAUUUAACACGGCCGUGGUUUCUCCAAUUUAUUAUGCCAUGUUCACGUCGCUUACAAUCUUUGCUAGUGCCAUCAUGUUCAAGGACUGGGCCGGUGAGGGUGCUAGCGACAUCGUCUCUGUUCUCUGUGGAUUUAUCACCCUGCUUUCUGGUACUAUGGUUUUGCACGGUACAAGAGAUCCUGAAAAGCUUCCAUCUGCAGACUAUUCCGCGCUUCCUCAAAUAUCAUGGGUCGUGCAUUCAAACGGCGAGAUAUGGAAACAGAAAGAGAAUGAUGAAUUGCAUGGGGAGUUUGUAGCAAUCAUCCAUCAAGACCAUUUCAAGUGAGGUAAACGCUGUAUUAUUAUUCCCUAGCUUACUGGUGGUUCGUGCAAAUGGCCGUGCUAUUUUUGCUGUGAGCAUGUUCAUGUUGAUUUCCUGUAAGCUCUUUGGUUGAGUGGUGUGUUAGGACUUAGGCGUAGUUUGCAACAGUUUGUAAUGUUUAUAGGAGUGCGUAGUUCGUUUGCCCCGACACACAUACGACGCCAGAGCCAUUUUUGAGCUCUCCAUAGAUGUUGAUAUUCUUUGCUCAUUAGUUACUCAGAGAAGGGCCACAUUCGAUUUGUAAAUGAUUGUUUUUCACUGGUAUUGCUUUCAUCAUUCUGUAUUCUUGUAA
This is a messenger RNA of Salvia hispanica, 1507 nucleotides long. RefSeq names its product putative magnesium transporter NIPA6. The record is from RefSeq and is a predicted model, not a curated record. Gene Ontology annotation, molecular function: magnesium ion transmembrane transporter activity. Lineage: Eukaryota; Viridiplantae; Streptophyta; Magnoliopsida; Lamiales; Lamiaceae. Gene Ontology annotation, cellular component: membrane. Gene Ontology annotation, biological process: magnesium ion transport.